AUGGAAGAUCAAAAGAAAACAGAUGUAAUUAAGAACAUGCGCACAGUUCUGCCUUCUCUCAACCUAAAGGAGUCGGAAGUACCAGAGCAACCAGCACAGAAGAGCCCGUCACCACACUCAGCACAUUCCCCGCAGGAAAAACAUCCCAGAGCCACCCAGGAAGGCCACCCAAGGGCAAGCCAGGAAGGCCAUCCCAGAGGCCCAGACGGCCACAUGGGGGGAAUGCCCCCGCAGGCUCCGUACGGAUACAGGCCAAUGCCGGAAAGGCACCUCGACAGACAUCCAGACAGGCCCAUGCACAUGCCGAAUGGACGAUACAGAGUUCACCCGAGCAGUGGAUACAUGCCGUACAAUCCGUAUGGAAAGGCUCCGAUGGGGUAUCCUCCCUGCAGGCAGCCGGCACAUGCGCAGACCCGAUACUUUCCUCCCUCACGGCAGCACCCGUACAUGGGGGAAAUGCACCACGGGAGAGUUCCUAGCGAGAAGAAGCCCUCUGUAACACCGCCUCCAAGGCACGCUCCAACCGCGAUACUUAUGCCAGAGGUUGGGGGAAGCGCAAAGGUGCAAAUAAAGGACGCGAUGCGGUACUUGGACGUUGUGAAGGAAGAGUACAAAAACAACAAGGAGGUAUACAACAAAUUUCUGAAAACCAUGAAGGACUACAAAGACAGGCACAUUGACGCAAAAACUGUCAUAGAAAUUAUGCUGGCGCUUUUCAACGGAAACCAGAAGCUCAUCCAAGGAUUCAACCAGUUUCUCCCGAAGAAGUACGAGAUUCUUCCUUCGGGAGAAGUGAAGGUGCACGAGCACGCCGGACAGAGCGUGGGCAGUCCUGGGCCUGUGCCUGGCAUGGCAAUGAAGAGCAAGCCCAGCUCCUCUGCAGGAAGCCCCAUUGGCUUGCGGGAAGACGCGCGAAGAGACGACCCCAGAAGAGACCUUGAGGGCCUUGGGAUAGGGAUUAAAAAUGGGCGCAGCGAGCUGGACAGCACAAGCAGAGUGGUCAACUACCUGAACAAAGUCAGGAAGCACCUGGAGGGAAACCCGGUUGCCUGGUUUGAGUUCCUCCGAAUUGUGCAGUCGUACAAGAACAGCCGAGACCAGAAGCCUGUUUCGGAAAUACUUGCGAGCAUAAAAGUCCUCCUCAGAGACGACCCGGUGCUUAUUUCCGAGUUUAUGGUCUUUCUGCCGGGACAGGAAAGAAGAGGCCGCGCAGGCACAGCUGCAGGCAGCGCGCAGGCAUCCUCGCUUUCCAUGCUGCACGACAUCCGCACGAUCCUCACAAGAAAGGGCGUAUACAGAGAGUUUGUGCGCGCUCUGAACCUCUUCAACCAGGGCCUUAUUAGCACGAGCGCGCUGCUUCUGGUCGUUGAGCCCUUUCUGAGAGGAUCCACAAUCUGCAGCCUGUUCCGGUACUACAUUGGCCAUAGAGAGGCACACGCGCCGCCUCACAUACAGAGCAGCCUGGAAACAUACGAAAAAGUGGGCUCGUACAGAGUGCUUCCAGAGAAGUACAGACACUCAACGCACUCCGGGCAGAGCGCAGACGACGCGUCCGUGCUGAACACAGGAUAUGUUUCGUGCCCGACUUUCUCCAGCGAAAGCUCAACCUUCAUUUUCGCAAAGAAAAAUGUGCACGAGGAAACCCUUUUCCGAAUAGAGGACGAGAGGUAUGAAUGCGACCUUUUGCUGGAAAGAGUCUCCAGCCUGAUUCUGCGGCUUGUGGAGUACGAGAAUGCAGCUGCACACGAAGCCAACUGCACCAGGGAGGGCGCCCCGGUUGCGCUGAAGCCGCUCUCUCUUUCCGCCCUCGACAGAGAAGUCAUCAGCGCAGUGUACGGGUCUGCGUGCGAUGACCUUAUUUUGGGGCUUAUUGCACACCCGCUGCGCGCCAUUCCUGUUGUGCUGAAACAGAUGCGGGCCGCAGAAACUACCUGGAUCCGGGCGAGGGCUUCUUCCGCAGAGGGAUGGGCGCAGGCCACAGACAGAAACUUUAUAAAGGCUUUGGACGUGCGCGGGUUUAAGGCGCGAAGCACCGAAAGGAAAGCCCUUCUCAUACGGCAGUAUGCAAGGGACCUGGACACGGAGAAUAUACGCUUUGUCCUGACGAAGGAGCUGGUUUCAGAAGUGUUUUCAAUCAUCUGCACGGGAAUGGACUUGGACGGAUGCGACCUGGAAAGAACCCGCACGCUCAGGCGCUUUAUCUCGCAGCCCGGCGUGUUUGUGUGCUCUAACGACGCAUACUGCGCCAUUCGGGGAGUGUCUUUGAUAUGCGCAAGAGUCAGCUCGGCAGUUUCCUCGGAGCACACAAAGCCAAAGCCUAACGGAGUGGCUGCAGACUUGGGGCUUGUAAAAGACGACCCAACUAGCACAGUCUCCUCCCUGCAGGACGUGAUGAGCUUAAUUCGGGCGCACGUUUUGGGCGACCUUGAAUGCGCCGAGUUUGAGGAAACGGUCAUCAAGAGCCUGGGCGUCGCUGGGGCGCAGCUGGCCGGGAUCCUGAGCCUUUUCCAAAGCGUGAGCGCAAUGAUUGAAACAGCCGUCGAAGGAACAAGCGCAGAAACCCUGGACAGGCUCGCCAACAGAAAGACGGUCCAGAAAACAAACCUCACCGAGCUGCUGCUUCGGGGCGUGUCUUUGGUGCGCGUGGAACUGAACGAAGAAGAAAACGGCGCCCUCGCAGUGCAGGCUUCUCGCGUGGUGGCAGGAGAAAGCGGGUCUGCAGAGUGGGCUAAGCACGUCAAAGACUUCAGCAGGAGCAGUGAGGCAGGAAAUGCGCCUUUCUUGAGAAGGACACUUCGCACAGGAGGGGGCACGGCGUGCUUUGGCAUGGAGUCUUUCUUCGUGGGAGGAAAGUGCAGGCUCAAGCACAUGCCGGGGACUGAGGACUUUGUUUUGUCAAAGGAUGUUCAAAAGUAA
This is a messenger RNA of Nematocida major, 2916 nucleotides long. RefSeq names its product paired amphipathic helix protein Sin3b. The record is from RefSeq and is a predicted model, not a curated record. The transcript has a single exon. The coding region runs from base 1 to 2916 and encodes 971 amino acids. NCBI's taxonomy places the organism in Eukaryota, Fungi, Microsporidia. Gene Ontology annotation, molecular function: transcription corepressor activity. Gene Ontology annotation, biological process: regulation of DNA-templated transcription.